Clupea harengus (Atlantic herring) is the source of this 1501-nucleotide messenger RNA. It is a transcript of the gene stpg4, whose product is annotated as sperm-tail PG-rich repeat containing 4. Gene Ontology annotation, molecular function: chromatin binding; histone binding. The record is from RefSeq and is a predicted model, not a curated record. NCBI's taxonomy places the organism in Eukaryota, Metazoa, Chordata, Actinopteri, Clupeiformes, Clupeidae. Gene Ontology annotation, biological process: epigenetic programing of male pronucleus. Gene Ontology annotation, cellular component: female pronucleus; male pronucleus; germinal vesicle.
GUGUGAUUAUGAAGACAUGGGAGACGACAUGCUAUUUAAAAAGAGUGACACUAGUGCAAUAACAUUAUUUCCAUUUAUUUCAUUUCAUUGAAUGGCUUGCACCUGUGCCUACAGACUAAUAAAUGCACGGUAUGGUUCGCAUGAAAAAUUCCCCACUCACACACCUAAAGAUAUAUGGUGAAGCAAGAAUCCUCGUUUUCUAAGUUAUUCUCAUUUUAGGCCUGGUAGGUGAACGCACCUGGCGAACUGGCCUCGGACAACAUCAUUGAGGUGUCACAAGCUGAUAAAAAUAAACUUUCAGCACCAGUUUAACCCGUUUUGUAAGCUUCUGUUGUUCAAACAUAUAUUACACGUCUAUUGUAACAUCAGAAUGGCCUAUUGUCACGUCAUAGAUAAAUAUCCAAAUGCAAUUGAAGAAAUUCCCCAAGUCACACCACCGCGCUGGCAGCUCGGUUUCGUCCAUGGGUUCCGUGAUCAAUUGUUAAACAAACGGCGACACCGCUGAUUUGGCUGGUUGUGCUCAGGGCCUAAUGGUGUGACAGGCCUAGCGACGGUCACGGUAGACUCGGUGUCCGUUACCUGAGCCACAAUAAGAGCCUGACAAAAGCCCGAAGACGCAAAGAGCAGCAGACGCAAUAUGACCAUUGGGAGAGAUAAACACGUAGCGACAUUAAAAGAUACGGACAAAACAACUGACAAGGGUCAUGAGAAGCAAGAUCAGUAUGCACAGAGAGGAGGCUGGUGGAAAGACACCAUCAAAGACACCCCUAACCCCGGCACCUACCAUAUCCGAGACUUCAUUGAGGAGGCCACGCUCAACCCUGUCCGCCAAACCUAUGGCUUCCGGGGCACAGGGCGCAAUGUGCAAACCAUCCGUGGGCGCAAGGGUGACAUGCUCCUGCCCGGUGCCUACGACUUCCUGGACUCCACCCAGCAGGCGCUGCAGCGCCAGGCCUCGUGUGCCUUUAAGAACCGCCCGCGACCUGACAACUACACGCUGGGCCUCCGUGACAAGGACAUAAACAUCUCCCCAUGUCACUAUGACACGGUGGACAAACCCGUCCCCAUACUACCCUGCAGACAUAUGGUGUUUCGUUCGGCCGUACCUCGUGUCACCUUCCUCCCCAGAGAAGGCCCCACUCCUGGACAGUAUGAUGUGAAGACUCCCCAAAGCUCCACGCCUGUCAUCUCCUCCUGCUUCAAGUCCAUUGUACCUCGCCUUCAUUCUGUUCGCUCGAGGACUCCAGGGCCUGGGACGUAUGAGCCGUCAUGGCAGCUGGGGCAUCACCUGGGCACUGUGGCUGACAUGGGUCGCACCCACGGCCUCUUCUUCCGCAAUGUAUUCUGAGACCGGAGUCGUCACAACCAGCUGUCAAUCAAAUCUCUAUCCCGCAUAAUGUUCACAGGCACCCAGCAGCUCAUCUCUCCAUCCUGCCACUCAUGUCACGCAGGCUCAGGACAGUGUGUGAUGUUUUCUGUUUUCUCUCCAUAAAAGUUAAAU